GGAAGCCCCUGGCGUUAUUGCGUUGGAGACGCCAUUGUUGUGGCGGAGAGGUGGUGUUGGUUUGAAACUGCGGGACUUGCUUCAGACUUGGCAUUAAUGCGCCGCCCCUGUGUAGCAGUUUAGUACUUGAAUGGUUAUUUUUUUUUUAAGUGUUGGCUAUGCGAGGUGUAGUGAUGGGUGAGCGUUAGGGUGCUGCAGUACGAAGAUGUGUCUGAGAGACGCUGACGGGCCUCUCGAUUGGAGCUGAGCCUAGGAACCACCCGCCAGGAAGUCGGCCUGUCUAGUGUGCCGUCCAUUUGGAGCGCGGAUUCUUGCGUUCCUGUAUCACAUCCAGCUCCCCAUUCCUCCCACCCCCCUCCCCACCCCCACCCCCACCCCCCUUUAUUUCCUAUUUGUCCCCUCAGUCUUUCGGACAAUAGGCCAUGGAUUCCACUUGCUCCUGAGUUACGCUUGCCGAGGAAAAAGAGGCGCACCUCUGGUGGUACUAGAUCCUUGUGUGUGUUAUGUGUUGUUGUUCCCUCUUUUACUUUACCAUUAAUACGAGUGACUUUUUUCGUUUAAAACAAACCCUCCCAAUCUUAAAAGGAGACGAUACUUAGAGAUGCCCCUGAAGACAGUGUCUGUGGGUGAGAAACGAAGCUAGGCACAAUCGUUGCAACAGGAUUUUCCGAAUGAAACCAAGACUCAAACGUGGAUCUGAUUUUCUUAGUUUAAAAAAAAACUGCGCCGAGAUCUACUGCAUUGCGGCUUUGUAAUAAAAAGGAAGAGGGAAAAUAAACUGAAUAUUUUUGAACACUUUACCUUGGGAAAUAAAUCCUUUGGACUUCGUACAAUUUCUUGGACAUUUAAACUAUACCAUUGACUUUUGAACUAUCGGUUUAUUAGUGAGUAAAGCAGCUAGUAUUUAAUUUUGUGCAAUGUGCAUUUGAAAGAAAGCCAGUUAUUUCCUGACUUUACCAUCCAGUAUAGUGUUUUUUAUAAAUUGCUUUAAUACAACAAAGUCUAAAAUACUUGAAUUUCAGAUAUUAAAUUGUGCAAAAGAGGAUUUUUUUUUUUGUUUUUGUGUUUUGCAGUGGUAAAAGGGUAAAACUUUUUUGUGGGUAAGGCUUGUCCCAUUUAAAAAAAAACAAAAAUGUCGUGUGUACAUUACAAAUUUUCUUCUAAACUGAACUAUGACACGGUCACUUUCGAUGGGCUUCAUAUUUCUUUGAGUGAUCUAAAGAAGACCAUCAUGGCCAGAGAGAAGCUGAAGGCGGCAGACUGCGAUUUACAGAUCACCAACGCACAGACUAAGGAAGAAUACACGGAUGAUAAUGCUUUAAUCCCGAAGAAUUCAUCUGUCAUUAUAAAAAGAAUUCCUAUUGGAGGUGUGAAAUCUGCAGGCAAAACAUUUGUCAUAGAUCGUUCUGAACCAGCAAGUGGAACAUCGAAAGCAAUUGAUGACUCUGGAACAUCUAUCUCUCUGGCCCAGCUUACAAAGACGGCCAAUCUGGCUGAAGCUAACGCCUCAGAGGAAGAUAAAAUUAAGGCAAUGAUGACUCAGUCUGGCCAAGAAUAUGAUCCAGUCAAUUACAUGAAGAAACCUUUGGGUCCUCCUCCUCCAACUUAUACUUGUUUUCGUUGUGGAAAACCUGGCCAUUACAUUAAAAACUGCCCAACAAAUGGGGACAAAAAUUUUGAAGCUGUGCCAAGGAUUAAGAAAAGCACAGGGAUUCCCCGCAGUUUUAUGGUAGAAGUUGAUGACCCAAACAUGAAGGGUGCAAUGCUCACCAAUACUGGGAAAUACGCUAUACCCACAAUUGAUGCAGAAGCAUAUGCACAGGGCAAGAAGGAAAAGCCACCAUUCUUGCCUGAGGAGCCCUCAUCAUCAUCAGAAGAGGAAGAUCCAAUCCCUGAUGAACUGUUGUGCCUUAUCUGCAAGGAUCUUAUGAUGGAUGCUGUUGUCAUACCAUGCUGUGGGAACAGUUAUUGUGAUGAUUGUAUUAGAACAUCACUACUGGAGUCUGAGGAACACACCUGCCCAACUUGCCACCAGACAGAUGUUUCUCCUGAUGCUUUGAUUGCAAACAAAUUUUUAAGACAGGCUGUUAACAACUUCAAAAAUGAAACUGGUUACACAAAAAGAACUCGCAAGCAACAGCAGACUCAGCAGCAGCGACAAGUUCCAUCUCAUCAAAUGCAUAAUCAACAGUCUGCUCUGAGGCCAUUACCCCAGCUCAACCCUCAGCCUGUUCUCCCUGUAAACAGAGUAGCCAUCUCAAAGCCACCCGACAUGCCAGUCAACACCACUACUCCGACUGGCCACACAUCUGCCCCAGCUUCCCUUCCAAGUGCAGCCCCUGCCCCAGUACGUGCUCCUUCCCCUGUGAAAACUGUUAGAGCUCCCUCCACUGCCAACGACACUGCUCCAGAUUUGUCAACAGCUGCAGUUCAUGUUCAUCAUCUACCUCCAAAGCACGAAGAAGGGGAUAUUCUUGAACUCAGCAAAACUGUUGUAGUUACUGCCACUACUGGAAUAACCACUAGCAGCCCAUCUAUGUCCACAAGCAGUACUUCUUCAUUGAAGGGUUAUCAGGUUCCUGUUCUUGGUCAUCCUGCUUCACAUGGACAGUCCAUACCCACAACAGGUCAGCCAAUGAGGACCGGUGGGGUACGACCACCAGGAAACAGACCUGGCUGGGAAGUGCCACCUAACAGAGGACAUCAGCAGGGUGAUCGUGUUCCAAGGAACCGAACACAGGCAACAAACCCCCCACCAGUGUAUGUGCACCCCCCAGCCUUGUAUCCUCCACCACCUCACCCUGUCCCUCUUCCUCCAGGAGUGCCUCCCCCUCAGUUUCCUCCACAGUUUCCUCCUGGCCAACCCCCACCCACGGGAUUUAGCAUCCCACCUCCAGGAUUCCCUCCAGCUCCUGCCACAAUUUCUGCCCCAUGGGUACCUCCUGCCACCCCAGCGGCUCCUGCCAGUGUAAUACCAACAGUUACACAAGCACCUCCGCUGUCCAGGGAGGAGUUCUACAGGGAGCAGCGACGCCUAAAAGAGGAGGAGAAGAAAAAGUCGAAGCUUGAUGAGUUUACCAAUGAUUUCGCUAAAGAGUUAAUGGAGUAUAGAAAAAUCCAAAAGGAACGCAGACGCUCCUACUCCAGGUCCAGGUCACGUUCAUAUAGUGGAUCAUCGUUCAGUGGAAGCUCUUACUCUUAUUCCAAGUCCAGAUCUCAUUCCUCACGAUCUUAUUCUCGGUCAGUCAGUCGAUCCCCAAGUCGUUCCUAUUCAAGAUCUCCUUCGUAUCGAAGAGGUAGUGGGAAGAGUCGAGUUUAUCGAUCCAGAUCACGGUCUCGUGGGUUCCACAGGUCCAGAUCCAGGUCACCAUCCUACAGGAGCUAUCGCUCCCGUUCCCGAUCUCCGAAUUACAAAACCCAUUCUCCUUACAAACGAAGUGCCCCACAGGGUGAAAAUGAUCGUGAGUAUUAUGAUCGCUACAGAGAACCGCCACCUCCGUUCGACUACAGAGAACUUUAUGAUAGGCCUCGUGAUCCAAGAGACUCUUACGAGAGGGAGCGGUACAGAGAGUGGGAAAGACGAUGCAGAGCGUGGUACGAAUAUUAUAAGGGCUACAGCAGUGGUAAUCAGCCACGACCUCGGUCUCCCUCAAAUAAGGACCACUUCUCUCCAGAACGCUUUGGCACAGCUGGUGCCAGGCGCGACAGUUCACCUCACAGCCGAGGCCGUCGGGAUGAUUAUCCAGCAGAACAGGCUUCCCGGAGUCGUAAUGUGGCUAGUGCUGGUAAUUAUCCAGAAAAAUAUCCCUACAAAGAGAGUCACGCUGCGAAAGAACAGGGGGGGUCAAAGGAAAAAGAAGCACAAAAUCUUCGUCCUGAGUCUAAAGGAACGAAGCAUAAAAAACACAGGAAGAAGAAAAAAGAUGAAACCGAGAUGGUCACUAACCCAGAAUCUUCUCAGGACGGGAAGAAGACUGGGGAGAUUGCAGGUGAUGAAGGGAAAGGGUCCACCGUGUUUCUGCCCCUCAGCAGGGAUGAUGCGACACCUGUGAGAGAUGAGCCCAUGGAAGGAGACUCGGUUCCUUACAAAUCCACAUCUGACAAGGACAGAAAGGAAAAGUCGAAAGCAAAAGGUGAAAAGUUGAAACGCAAAGCAGAGAGUGGCACGCCCAAGAAAGAAUCCUCAGGGAAAACAGCAAAAGCACCUCAAGAAAAGCUCAUAGAGAGGGAAAGGGAUAAAUCCCCUUACAGUGAGUCCAGCACAAAGAAAGCAAGGGAGGAAUGUCCUCCCAAGGUAGAGGGGGCAAAAAUCCAUCUGCUGCCAAAAAGCGAGAAGUUCUUCCUGCCCAGGAAGGUGCAGCUUAAAAUGGGACGUGAAUACCAGGAGAUGAAGAUUGCAAAAGAGGAAAAGCAAAGAAAGGAUUACCCUAGGGACGAGACCAAACACGAGAAACAUGAAAAAGCAGUCAACAGGGAAGACAAAUCAAAAAAGGCAGUUAAAGCAGAUGAAAAGCCAAGUAAAGCAGAGGUAAAAGCUGACAAGCGUAAAAGAAAAACUGACGAAAAAGUGACAGAGCGGGAACUUGGAACACCUCCAACUAAAUCAUCAAAAGUAGACACACCAGAGGCAUCAAAACCUUCAGUGAAAGGCAAAUUCAACUCUGGCACUGAGAAAUCAACAGAAAAACAUAUGGACCUGCCUACUGAAGAGGAGAAGGUCACUCCAGCAAAUGUGCCAGUGAGGAAGAUCAAAAUAAACCGGGAGAGUGGCAAAAAGAUAGUGAGCGGGGAGUCCCCAGCUGCACUUGAAGAGCCUACGGAGUUAGCGGAAAUGAACGGCGGGAAAUCCAAACCUGAGAAAGUGAGAACAAAGACGAGAAGGAAAGUGGCUGGGGGCGAAGCGGCUGGUUCAACUCUUGUGGAUUACACAAGUACCAGUUCUGCUGGAGGGAGCCCCAUUAGGAAAGCAGAAGAGAAAAUGGAUGCAAAGAAGACAGUGAUCAAAACUAUGGAGGAGUAUAAUAGCGAUACUAGACCCCCAGCUGAAGAUGAAAUUGUCAUUGUGCAAGUUCCUCGUUCCAAGUGGGAGAAGGAGGAUUAUGAAACUGAUGAAGAUGAAGGGAAGACAGCAGCAGCUGCUGCAUUAACUGUUGGGAAAGCUGCCAGCUCUGGACCGGGUGCCAGUGUGAAGUCUGUAAACCCAACAAAGCAAACCGAUAAAGAGGCUGGUCCUACCGAGAGAGCCCCAAAAACUGCUAAAGAACCAAACCUUGAUGAGGUUCAGCAGGAACCCAAAGCACCUGCAAAAAUCUCAACUCUAAGUGAGAAAGGUUUGAAGACCAAAGAUAGGGAGCAUGUAUCAGACAAGGAGACUGCAGACAAGAAGAAAGUUCUGGUUCAGCCCGACAAGCCAGCAGUUGCAGAGCGGGAUAUCGAGUCAGCAAUUGGUAGAAACUCUCUUCAAUUUUCAAAAGAACGAGUAGUUGAGAAGUUAGAGCCAGGCAGUAGAGGAGCUUCAAACAAAGACACAGUUCCUUGUGUUGAUGGGAAGGUGGAAAGUGUUGACAGGCAAAUUCCGAUAUCCAAGCGCAGAGAGGAACGAAGCAAAGAUAUUAGGAGACGCGAUUCUCCCAGUAUGUGUGAAGAGCUGACACACAGUCAAAAAGGCAAGGAGCAACAGACAGAUAGCAGGAAAGGUAGUACUGAGCCCAAGAAAAAUGACCAAAGUCCUGGGAAAGACAGGAAGCCACAGGCAGAUCACAGGAGUGGGUCAGAGUCUAGAAGUGCCAUUGAAGAACCAAAAUCAACCAUUUCCAGCCGAGAGAAGGAGAAACGCACGUUGGAAAUGAGGAGCAAUAAGGACAGGCUAGUGAGUGGGAAUAAGGUUUCUCACCGGACUGAAAUAUCAGCUGAAAAGAGCGAUCAAGAGCAUUCUCUUGGGCGGGGUGACAAAGACCACAGUCGGAACAAACCCCCAGGGCCUGUCAGUCGCUCUGCUCGGCAUUCUCGACACUCCCUGGACCUGGCCAGAGAAACUGAUGAGGCAGCCUUUGAACCUGACUAUAGUGAGAGUGAGAGUGAGGAGGAGCAUGCACUGAGGGAGGGAAGGGAGGCAAAAGAAAUCUUGGACCAAUCUAGAGAGGUCAAGGUGGGCUCCAGAAACAGCAACGCUAAAAGUCACAUCCAAAACAGCUUGAGCCCCAUUUGCAGUCGGAGUCACAGCCCAAGUGAGAGCCAGACUCGCAGCCGCAGUAGCAGUGUCAGCUCGGAGGACACUCAGGACAGCAAGAAGAAAAAGAAGAAAAAGGAGAAAAAGAAACAUAAAAAACACAAGAAGCACAAAAAGCACAAGAAACACUUGGGCAUUGAAUCUGAACUUGACAAAACACAGAAACACAAACAUAAAAAGAAAAAGUCUAAAAAAAGCAAGGACAAAGAGAAGGACAAGGACAGCGACCAGAAGGUCCGAUCAUCUGUCAUCUUACGAACAGCAGAAACUGAUUAGAUGGGGUGGCUGGAAUGUUUGAUCAGAUCCUGUAAUAAAUACAUUAGAAGCUUUGUAAAUAUUCACUCGGACAUUGCUAUUCUGCGCUGAGUCUACUGCAACUUCAAAGAUUUUGUUUUCUGUAAUAUUGAAGGUUUAUAAAUUAGUUUUUGUACAGAAUUAUGUUUGACCAUGGGUAUGGGCAGAUUAUGCUGCAGCAUUUUUAAGUAAACUAUCAGACUACACUGGGAACUACUGUGAAAAUUUUUCACUAAACUUUUUUUUAUAGCUGUGUAUACAAGCUGACAGUGUAAUUAAUGUAAAUGUUUUGCCUGAUGAUUUGCAGUAUAAAGUAAAAGCCUCACUGUGUCAUCUUUUGACUGAAUAAAUUUUCAUUGAAUUCA
Molecule: messenger RNA, 6888 nt
Organism: Carcharodon carcharias (great white shark)
Lineage: Eukaryota; Metazoa; Chordata; Chondrichthyes; Lamniformes; Lamnidae
Gene: rbbp6
Product: retinoblastoma binding protein 6
Exons: 17
Coding region: 1133-6505 (1790 amino acids)
Biological process (GO): ubiquitin-dependent protein catabolic process; mRNA processing; protein ubiquitination
Cellular component (GO): nucleus
Molecular function (GO): nucleic acid binding; zinc ion binding; ubiquitin protein ligase activity
Source: RefSeq, a predicted model, not a curated record